CAAUGGCCCAGUUCUACUAGAGCAGAAAUUAUGGCAGUAUUGACAUGCCUUAUAGUUUGUCCGCCUAAUAGUUUAAUUAAUAUUUUUACAGAUAGUCAAUGCACGAUCGAUACUUUUACAUCAUUAUCGAAUUAUAAAAUAACACCAAGACGAAAACAAAAGAUCAAUAACAUUAUUCUCUGGCAGGCUAUUCAACAAAUUAUAGCUGAGAUAAAUUUACAGGUACGAUUCACAAAAGUAAAGGCACAUUCAGGAGUUGAAUAUAACGAUAA
Molecule: messenger RNA, 272 nt
Organism: Rhizophagus irregularis DAOM 181602=DAOM 197198
Lineage: Eukaryota; Fungi; Glomeromycota; Glomeromycetes; Glomerales; Glomeraceae
Source: RefSeq, a predicted model, not a curated record